Ficedula albicollis (Collared flycatcher) is the source of this 4174-nucleotide messenger RNA. It is a transcript of the gene HAP1, whose product is annotated as huntingtin-associated protein 1. Gene Ontology annotation, biological process: neurotrophin TRK receptor signaling pathway; anterograde axonal transport of mitochondrion; neurogenesis. Bases 1427 to 3673 code for a protein of 748 amino acids. The record is from RefSeq and is a predicted model, not a curated record. Gene Ontology annotation, cellular component: dendrite. The transcript is spliced from 15 exons. NCBI's taxonomy places the organism in Eukaryota, Metazoa, Chordata, Aves, Passeriformes, Muscicapidae. Gene Ontology annotation, molecular function: signaling receptor binding.
GACCUCCUCCCACCUGCCGCGGCAGGCUGGGCUGGGGGUAAAUCCUCAUCACGCCUUGCCUGUGCUUGCAGCCUUCCCCUUCUAGCUGGUCCCUUCUGUGUUCAUCAGCACUGCUCCCUGCAGUGACAGUACAAGGGAUUGAGCCUCAAACCCUGUCUGUGCCAUGGGGCAGGGACCAUGCAGCACCACAGAAUACCAGCACCCCAGCCCUGCUCCAUGGGGCCAGUGGUUCCCAGUCCCUGGCUCCUGCAGGUCACAGAUUCCCAGGCCUCCAGUGCCUCUGGCAUGUGCUGGUGCAGAGCGGGCCCAUGGCGUCAUUCCUUCACUCAAACCUUUAAGCUGCUGUCAGAAAUAGCCCCCUGUAAUCUGCUUGCACAGGCACAGGGAACCUGCCCAGAGGAGCAAAUCCUGGGGCAGGGGAUUAGGAAGAAGAAGCUCCUGCCUGUCCAUGCUGAGAUGUGUGCUUGAGUCCUCGGGGUCCCUGGGGGUUGGAUGCCCAGCUGGUGGUGCUGGCUGUGUCCCAGACCUUACCAAGGGAAACACCAGUGCCAGGAGGAGGGAAAGGCUGGGACUGAGGCCACCUGCUCCAGUCCUCACUCCAGAGGGGACUGGUCGUUAGGGCAGGAUGUAGCUGGGGUCAGGAUGCCAGUGGGUAGGAGUCAAGCAGGCAAAGGUGUGUGAUGCUGAGGGGCAGCUUCAUCUGCAUCCAUUCACUGAUUAUUUGGGUGCCAACAAGGAAGGGCAUUGGGGCAGGUGACGAGGACAGAGCAUGCUGGCAUUACCAGCAUCACACCCACGCGGCCUGUGCUACAUGCCUGCCAGCUCCUCCAUAAUUCAGCAUGCCAUGAUUUAUUCAGUUUUCCUGCUUCUGUGCUGCUUCUGCACCAGUGUGGUUGUGGGGACGAGAGGGUCAGCCAGGGAGUGUGGGGCAUCCUGAGUGGGACAUCAAGGGGGCCAGGCUUAUGCCAGCCCAUGCUUGCAGCCAGAGUUGGUGAAUGGGGAGGUUGGAAUGGGAUGGAAAAGCCCCUUUCCUGAUCAGGGACCUGGCAGGUCCCAGCACUGCAGUGGGCACUGAAGGUGCAGGGCUUGCGACAUGGGUGAUGAUGGAGGGUCCAGCCCUGGGGUGUCAGAAAAAUGUACCCUGACCCUCAAGGGAACUCCAGCCCUGCACGAUCAUGGCUUUGUGUGAAGGGCCCAAAAUCUCUCCCUGUCCUUCCCAAGGGGCAGAAGCUGCUGUCUGGGCAUGACCCAUAGUGUCAACACUGCUGAGUUGCUGCUCAGGGACCCCAGUGUCCCCUCAGCAGCCGUCACUACCCGUGGGGGCCUGUGUGCCAGGCUGUGAGUUGGGACAAGAGGUGGGACACCUGCCCCCAGGGCUGAGCAGGAUUGUCCUGCUGCGUUCCCCAACAAGGAGCCCGGUCCUAGAAUGCCUGAUGGUGAUCUUGCCUCCGAGGCGGCCCGGGAAAAUGGGGGGAAUGGGCACCCCCGGGCAGCCUGUGGCAUCCCCCGACUCCGCAUCGCCCCCGUUCUGCUCCCGUCCGGCCCCGCCCUCGUCCCGGCCCCAUCCCGGCCCCGCCGCCGGGGGAUGCGCCGGGCAGGUGCGCGGGGAUGGGGCGAUCCUAUAAAUAGGGGCGGGAGCGGCCGCAGCGGCUCUGCUCAGCACGGCGGAGCUGGGCUGGGCUGGACGCGGCUGGGUGGGCGCAGCGGCUGCGGUGGGCUCGGCACGAUGGAGAUCUGGAGCAGCCCCGCCGCCUACGAUGAGCUGAACGGGAACGCGGAGCGCGGUGGCGGCGCAGACCCCAUCGCCCGGGAGCUGGAGGAAGUCCUGUGUGCUGAGCGGGUGGUCAGAAUCACGAAGACCUACCACGAUAUUGACGCUGUCACCAACCUGCUGGAUGAGAAAGAGCGGGACCUGGAGCUAGCAGCACGAAUUGGGCAGUCCUUGUUGAAGCAGAACCGGAGCCUGACUGAGCGCAAUGGGCUCCUGGAGGAGCAGCUGGAAUUGGCCAAAGAGGAGGUUGCGCAGCUGCGCCAUGAGGUCUCCAUGCGGGAUGACCUUCUCCACUUCUUCACCACCACAACGGAGGAGAGUGAGCCCACCACCACCCCCUCCACACCGCUGUGCAGGCAGGAGUCCUCGCUGUCCUUGCAGCAGUACUUCCAGUAUGAAACCUUGCAGCAGAAACUCAAGUGCCUGGAGGAGGAGAACCAGAAGCUCCGUUCAGAGGCCGACAACAUCGACACUGAGACCCAUCAGUAUGAGGACCAUGAGGAGCAGCUGAUGUUUGACUGUGUGGAUCGGUUCUCUGAAGCGAGCCAGCAGGUCUUUCACCUGGAGGAGGAGCUGGAUCACAGGGCAGAGGACAUGGCACAGAAGCAGGAGGAGAUCACCCAGCUGCUGGCGCAGGUCGUGGACCUGCAGCAGAAGUGUCGCACGUACUGCUCCGAAGUGGAGGAGCUGCAGCAGCACCUGGCCGCCGAGAAGGAGGCGAAGCAGCAGCUCCGGAUGGAACUGCGGGAUCUGCAGGAGAAGUACGCGGAGUGCGGCGGGAUGCUGCAGGAGGCGCAGGAGGAGGUGAAGAGCCUGCGGAGCCGCAGCCUGCCCAACAGCACCGUGAGCCGCUACAGCGCGGCCAGCCUGCUGCCCGUGGACUCGCUGGCGGCUGAGAUCAAGGGGAUGAUGAGGAAGAGGACGGACAGCUCCUCCUCGGACUACAAGAGCUACCAGCGCGUCUUCGAGACGGUGAAGGCCGUGAAGCAGGCAGCCAAAGCCAAGUCUUGCUCCGAGUCUCCCCACUACGUUCCAGGCUCCAAGCAGUUGUCCGCUGCCCACUCUGGGGGAACCAGCACCCCCCACACCAGCUGCUCAGGCUCGGGGGAUACCCAGAGAGCCGAGGGGGCCAGCGAGGAGUCGCGGGCAGCCCCGGGCCGGCGGGACCUGGAGGCGGCGGUGCAGCGGCUGUCGGUGCGGCAGCAGAGCCACGUUUCCGAGGAGCGCUCCUUCUUCGAGGCCGAGCGGGAACGCAAGCUCUGGCGGCUGAGAGAUGCGGCGGGCUCCAGUGGCUUCCUCACCCCCGAGGGCAGCACCGUCUCCGCUGGGACCAGCUACUCGGCGGGCUCGGAGGUCACUGCUGCCUCCAGCUUCUCCCUCGGCUCCCUCACCUACUUACCCGACAAACUGCAGAUCGUGAAGCCGCUGGAAGGCUCUGUGACACUCCACCACUGGCAGCAGCUGGCACAGCCCAACCUGGGCGGGAUCCUGGUGCCCCGUCCCGGGGUGCUCACCAAAGACUUCAAGCAGCUGGACGUAGAUCUGGAGGAGGUGUACAGCCUCAAUGACCUGGAGGAGGAUGAUGUGGACGCCAGCUCCUUCCAGCUGCUCCCUACCUCUACACCCGCCAAAGCCAAGGAGCGCCCCAGGGUGUUCCUCUCUGUUAACAACCUUCCCCAGACCCCGUCCACCUUCACCAUCACCACCUGCCAAAUCCUCCACCCCACCACUGCGAUCACCACGGUGACAUCCAGUCUCUAUCAUGCCGUCGUGCCUUCUUGUGGGCCCUUUGAGGGGCUGAGCCUCAGCAGCCCCUCACCAGAACAGACUCCCCCCACACUGGCACUUGGCCCUGGACCCCCGGGCACACCCACGGGACUCUUCGGGCUCUUCCUGGGAUGAGAUUCCCACUUGGUAUCAGGGACUGGAUCACAGUGGGCCCCCUCCCUCCACUCGCAGGACCCUCAGCACUCUGAGCCACGGCCCCACCCUGCGCCCAGUCAGGGUGGGGCCCCAGCCAGGAGCAACAUCUUCAGCUGGAACGUGGUGGAGAAACUGCAGCGCCUGGGGCUGGACAAGGUGGUGGCCAGAGGGGAGAAGUCCUGUGCCCAGCCAGGGCCCAUAGGGGCCUGGGCACCCAGAAUUGACACUGCUGCAGAGCCCCCAGGCUCAGGGUGAGACACAUCCUCUUCCUCACCCAUCCAUGGGGAAACAGAGACAGGACAAGCUUCACCCUCAGCUCCUGGUGCUGCCCCAGGUCCUUUAGCACUCCUGGCACCAGUAUGGGGGCUUUGCCCUGGCUGCAAGGACAGAACCCAGCACUGCUCUCCAUGUAUGGGGGGGUACCGGGGGUUCUGGCUGACCCUGUCCCUGCUGAGGAGUAUGGACCCUUCACAAGAGCCA